AACCUCAAUUUUUUUCUAAAAAUAUGAGAUCACAUUUGACAUAUAAUAACAUAAUUCUGCAAUUGACAAAUUAAUGGUUUAUUAUUGAAUGGUCGUAUAAAAUAAUUUUACAAUGUUAAUACAUCCAUUAAACUCAAAAUUAAUUUCCUCAUGGUGGUUGCAUGAAAAGGUAUUUGAGACACAACUCAACUAUAAAUAAUACCACUUAUUAUUAUGGAAUCAUUGAGGAAGUACAAGAGGGAGAGAUUAUAAAAGGGUCAUAGCUUUCUUUUGACGCAAAAAGGGUCAUAGCUAGAACUAGAAUCACAUUUGUGGUAAGUUAUAUAUUACUCCAAAAGGUAUAAACACUAUGGAGGGAAUGGAUAGAACAAGAUCAACAUGCCGUUUGGUAACUGUUACAAAUGAGUUGCAAAAUCGUAUAACCCAAAAGCAAUCAAUGUACCCUCCUGGCUUUCCAAGAAAGGUAUUUGCAGAAGUUAUAGGGACAUAUUUGUUGGUGUUUGUCGGAAGUGGGACUGCUGCUAUGAAUGCAAUUGAUGAAAACAAAGUGUCAAAAUUGGGAGCAUCACUUGCAAGUGGAUUCAUUGUUACUGUUAUGAUUUAUGCAAUUGGACACAUCUCUGGUGCACACAUGAAUCCGGCUGUUUCCUUAGCUUUUGCCACCGUUAACCAUUUUCCUUGGAAACAGAUCCCAUUUUACAUUGCAGCUCAACUCACAGGAGCAAUUUCUGCUUCAUAUACACUUAGAGUGUUGUUAGAACCAUCAAAGCAGCUAGGGGCAACAUCACCUUCUGGAUCAAACAUUCAAGCAUUAAUCAUAGAAACUGUCACCACCUUCACCAUGGUGUUCAUUUCCACGGCGGUCGCCACAGACUCAAAAGCGACUAGAGAGCUUGCUGGAGUAGCAGUAGGUUCAUCUGUUUGCAUAGCAAGCAUUGUUGCUGGACCAAUAUCAGGUGGGUCAAUGAACCCAGCAAGGACAUUAGGUCCUGCAAUUGCUACUACAUCCUACAAAGGAAUUUGGGUCUAUAUGGUUGGACCAAUUACUGGUGCACUUUUAGGUGCAUGGUCUUAUGUUGUGAUUCAGGAGACAAAUCAUAAACAAGAUAUUGCAACUUCACAAACUCCUCUUUCAAUCAAGUUACACAAUGAUAUGAGUGGGAUUGAGCUAUAGCUUGUGACAAGGACAAACCAAAUCAUCAUAAGUGUGAGAAUAUAGUAUAUUUUAAUUUGGUGCUUGGAUGUGAGGAACAUAAUUUUGGAAUGUGAUCUUGCAAGUGCUAUUUGGUAUAAGAUUUUUAAUGGUUCUACCAAGGGACCUAUUCACCUUGUUGGAAAAUUGUUGCUUUUAUCUUAAACACAAAAAGAUGAUGCAAGGAUUGGUCGUUGAUUUGGCACGCAACAUUGUGGUCUAUAUAGAAAGCGCAAAAUGAUUUAGUUUUUUCAAGAAUACAUCAAUGUGGCGAAAGUCUUGGACCCUUUCAAAAGUAUUUCGUGACGGUGGUUCUUAGCGGAACAAUCUAGUGGGUGUAUAUAUAAAUUGAGAACUUUUGUGGUUCUUUGUUUUGUGGGUGUACUACCACUUUCAAGUUGUGGGUGUGGUAUUAUUUGUAUUUUCCCCAUUAUUAAUCAUUAUAAAUUUCAUAUUAAAUGUUAAGAAUUUAUGUGAUUUUAUUGAA
Messenger RNA from Trifolium pratense (red clover), 1679 nucleotides. Its product is annotated as aquaporin NIP2-1-like. The record is from RefSeq and is a predicted model, not a curated record. Lineage: Eukaryota; Viridiplantae; Streptophyta; Magnoliopsida; Fabales; Fabaceae. The transcript has 5 exons. Gene Ontology annotation, biological process: transmembrane transport. Gene Ontology annotation, cellular component: membrane. Gene Ontology annotation, molecular function: channel activity. Bases 350 to 1174 code for a protein of 274 amino acids.